Messenger RNA from Larimichthys crocea (large yellow croaker), 4347 nucleotides. RefSeq names its product glycogen synthase kinase 3 alpha b (gene gsk3ab). Bases 158 to 1480 code for a protein of 440 amino acids. Gene Ontology annotation, biological process: regulation of neuron projection development; negative regulation of TOR signaling; positive regulation of proteasomal ubiquitin-dependent protein catabolic process. NCBI's taxonomy places the organism in Eukaryota, Metazoa, Chordata, Actinopteri, Sciaenidae. The record is from RefSeq and is a predicted model, not a curated record. The transcript has 11 exons. Gene Ontology annotation, molecular function: ATP binding; protein serine/threonine kinase activity. Gene Ontology annotation, cellular component: nucleus; cytosol; axon.
AUGUGGAUUCGAAUGUCCCAACAACAACUCACUUUCCCAUGAACCCUUGCGAGCUUUACGUCGUUGUGCGUCAACUCCCCAGUCCCCCCACCAUCACCGCUCUACAGAGGAAGAAAGGGGGAGACGGGCAGCCUGUACAGAACGCUUUCACACAAAUAUGAGCGGCAGCGGGCGGCCCAGGACCAGCUCAUUCGCUGAGCCUCCCGGAGCUCCCGGAUCCGCUGCAGCCGGUGCCGGAUCAGCAGUAGCCGGCGGAAGCUCGACAGGAAAAACUGGGGCUUCACAAGCGAGUGGAAGCAGCUCGACGAGCUUUGGGAAUCUGAAACUGCCUAGAGACAGUGGCAAAGUGACGACGGUGGUAGCCACACCUGGCCAGGGCCCCGAUCGCCCACAGGAAGUGUCCUACACAGACAUAAAGGUUAUAGGAAAUGGCUCCUUCGGAGUGGUCUACCAGGCUCGCCUCAUCGACAGCCAGGAGAUGGUGGCAAUUAAGAAAGUUCUCCAAGACAAGAGAUUUAAGAAUAGGGAGCUGCAAAUUAUGAGGAAAUUGGACCACUGCAACAUUGUGAGGCUACGUUACUUCUUCUACUCGAGCGGAGAGAAGAAAGAUGAGGUGUAUUUGAAUCUGGUGCUGGACUACGUCCCUGAGACAGUGUACAGGGUGGCUCGGCACUUCAACAAGGCCAAGACCACCAUCCCCAUCAUCUAUGUUAAGGUGUACAUGUACCAGCUGUUCCGCAGUCUGGCUUAUAUCCAUUCCCAGGGCGUGUGUCACAGAGACAUCAAGCCCCAGAACCUCCUGGUGGACCCAGAGACGGCCAUCCUCAAACUCUGCGACUUUGGCAGUGCAAAGCAGCUAGUUCGAGGGGAGCCGAAUGUGUCCUAUAUCUGCUCACGGUACUAUCGUGCCCCAGAGCUCAUCUUUGGUGCCACCGACUACACGUCCAACAUUGACAUCUGGUCAGCCGGCUGUGUGCUGGCAGAGCUGCUGCUGGGCCAGCCCAUCUUCCCCGGGGACAGCGGUGUAGACCAGCUAGUAGAGAUCAUCAAGGUUCUGGGGACACCAACGAGGGAGCAGAUCCGGGAGAUGAACCCGAACUACACAGAGUUCAAAUUCCCACAGAUCAAAGCACACCCUUGGACAAAGGUGUUUAAGCCUCGUACCCCACCGGAGGCCAUCGCCCUCUGCUCUCGACUGCUGGAAUACACGCCGGUGACCCGGCUGUCUCCACUGGAGGCAUGUGCGCACGCCUUCUUCGACGAGCUGCGCCAGCCCAACACCCGUCUGCCCAGCGGACGAGAACUGCCGCUCCUCUUCAACUUCAGUCCCGUUGAGCUGUCUAUCCAGCCCCAGUUGAACUCCACACUCAUUCCUCCUCACGCUCGUGCACAGACAUCGCCUGCCUCACAUGAGGGCGGUGUGUCAGACAGUUCCGCCCAGCCCAGCUCAGCACCUGGAUCCAUCAACAACAGCACCUGAGCAUCCAUCCCCUCUGCCAUCCUUUCUUUUUUUUUUCUUUCUUUUUUUUUUUUGGUCUUCCCCUGUUUUUUUUCCCCUUUUUCUCUCCUCUGAUCUUCUCCCUCUCAACCUUCCUCCUGGCUCCAAACCCCUUAAAAUAGAAAAAAGAAUAACUAUACACACCCACGUAAAUACUCAGCAUCGCUAUUUCCCCUGAAUUUUAACCAUUUUCCAAUAAGAAAGCAAUUUCUGUGGCUGCUAGCUUCUGGAAGGUGUUGUUUUAAGGACAUUUUGGCAGCCAUGCUCGGGCUUUAAUAUAAGCUGCAGUUCCGAAGCCCACGGCCUGGCCUGUUAGAAUAAAGAAACUAAACUUUGGUUGGGUAGGAUGUUUGGGAGAGGAGGAGAGGGGUUAUACAUGCUAUAUGGAAUUUCUGUAUUAUAAUCUACAGUUGACUUUUAUCCCUUUUUUUAUGUUCAUUUUAUUUGCAUUAGUUAAUUUUAUGUGUGGCCGUGGUGCCAUUUGAAUGGGGUCCUGAAUGGCUGUGGAGUAGAGAAAGAGGGCCACGUGUAAGGCCUGUCUAAUAUUGACAAUCAUCCUUAGUGCGGUCAAAAAUGGCACACAUGUACUGUACAUAGUGUCUGAUCGUACACCCCACUGUGUAGACGAGUGGCUUUUCUGUCACUGUCUACCCUGAACUCUACUCAAGUGUUGUCACACCACGCAGCCCUGAUGGUGAACAGAGGUAAAGAAUUUUUUUUAAAUCUCCCAGUUUGAUACCAGAUGUUACAUUGGCUGAUUUUUGUCCAUGUCAUUUUAGAUGAGAGUUGGUUUUAAAUUUUAUUACAAGACGGUGGGCACCACAGUCUGUCUUUAAAGUUUCUUUGACUGUUAGCCCCUCGACUGCCUUUUUUAUGAGGGAGCUUUACACGAGCAUACGAGUGCACAUCUUCAUCAGUUUCUUCAGUAUAAGCUCAUAUUUUUCUUUUUGGCUAAGCUGGAAACCAAGCGUUUCAUGUUAAUUCUCAAGUGAGUAUUGCACAUCUUCAAAGGGAGUAGAGGGGAAGCAAAGGGGGGUGGGCAGUUAUGUGUACUGUCCAGCUGUGAGCAUAACUUCACACAGAGGGAGCCACUGGUGAGGGGCUCCAUCACAGAAGCCUCGACGUCUCUCGUGUCGUACAGUUGCCUAGCACUGUAGGGUGACUAGUCACCUAUUAUGUCACUUUACGGUGUUAUGUUUCAUAUCGUCUUGAUUAUGUUAACGAAUGCAGAGAGAGACUGGUGGCCGCUUUGACUGCUAACCUGGCUCAUCAUUGUCAUUUCAUCUAGUAUUACACAGGGGAGGUUUGUGUGAGAGAUUUGUUGAAACCCUCUCACCCCUUCCCCAAACAGCCUGCCUGCGGCGCUCAUAUCAUGUUCUUGUCCUGUGAUGGUGGUAGGAACUGAUCUUGAAUGAUUAGGCAGCCUAACGGUCCAAUGUUGGCAUGGACUGUUUUUUUUUGUUUGUUUGUUUGUUUUGUUUUUUUCUCCACCACGCAAACGUGCAUGUUCAGCCCAAGAUGACCACACUAUAUUACUUCCACUAAUCUCAGUAAUAAUCUGACAAGAAAUGAUGCUCAAACCCUGAAACCCAACAGCUUUUGGAGCCUCCCUCCCCCUCCAUUCCUUUUUGUCCUCAUCCCCUCUGCCUUCUGCUUCCUCCUUUCCUUCCUCCUUUUUUCACUGCUAAACUGUAAAUAUCAAGUACCUUUUAUUUUAUUUUGUUAUUUUUGUUAUUAUUGUUAUUAUAUUGUUGUUCUUGUAUUUUUUUUUUUUUUUUUUUUUUUUUUUCUCUCUAGUAGACCGUGGCCGCACGGCCGGGCUGUUUAUCCUCAGUCGCAGUCUGUAAAUACGAUUUCAUUUCAGUCCCUGGUUCAGGAGGGGAAAAACAGAACAAAAUGUUUCAUUUUUAUUCUCUCUCCCUCCAUUUCUCUCUUCACUACUUCCCCUUUUCCUCUAUUAAUGUUGUCAUAACUGUUUUAUUUAUUGUAAUGUGUUUUUUGGGAGGGGUGGGGGGAAAAGAGGGAUUAGAGUUUUGGGGAGGGGGGGUUGUUUUUGUUUUUUUUGUUUGUUUGUUUUUUUUAUUCCAAAUUUUAGUCCACUGUCACAUGCAAGAUGAUUUCACAUCCAAGAUACUGUACUCAAAUCCAGACGUUGGUGUGUGUGUGUUCUCCAAUCAGUGGUCUGUGUGUGCAGGCGCACAUGCUAGCCAACAGGUGGAACUCCAGUUUUCCAUUUAACUUCAAUGUGAAGGGAAUGUUACAAGCUUCUGGAUCUAUGGGGUCGUGGUGUUGGAAGGGAGCACAGAAUACCCUGUGUGCGUGCGUGAAUAUGUGUGCGUGUGUGUGUGUGUCUGGAGGAAAGGUGAAAUAAUGAAUCUGUCCAUUGACAUGUAUCAUCUCCUGUGUCCGACCGUCUCCUGUUUUCACUUGCUGUGUGUCGUAUGAGUGUAACGGGUUUGACCUGUUAGUACAGCGUGUCUGCUUCACAGAAACUCGGUGAGUUUAUUGAGCACAGAUGCAGGGAAUGUAUGUGUGUCGGUAUGUGCGCUGUCAACCAUGGACAUUAUUCUCUGUACUUCCGACUCUUUCCUAAAUGAAAAGCUGAUUAAAUUUGCUGUUUUAAUGUUUUGUUUUUUUUCUCCCAUCUUACGAUCUGUCACACUUUGUUUUUAAUUUGCUGUGACCCUGCUCUUUUAUCAACCUUCUUGGAGGGUAAAAAAAAAAACGUCAUUGUUGGGAACAGAACGGUUGGAUAAAGGAGAUAAUGGAGAGAGAGGGAUGGAGGGAGAGAGACAGUUUUUGUUUGUUGGUAUAAAUAAUUAAACUCAUUAAUAAAGUGAUGAAACUGU